AUGGUUGUUUUAUCUGCGUCUAUAUGUACUCGUGGUGGUAAAGCUCUUUUAUCUAGACAAUUUAGAGAUAUUUCAAGAGACAGAAUCACUGCGUUGUUGGCCAAUUUCCCAAGUUUAAUUUCAAAUUCGUCGGGACAACAUACUAGUGUUGAAGACGAGAAUGUCAGAUAUGUGUAUCAACCUUUGGAGGAAUUCUAUAUUGUGUUGAUUACCAAUAAAACAUCAAAUAUUUUACAAGACAUUGAUACAUUGCAUCUUUUUGCGUCCACGGUGAGCAAUUUGUUGAGAAACAUUGAUGAAAGAGAAAUUUUCGAGUCAUCGUUUGAAAUCAUUGAUGCAUUUGAUGAAGUUCUUAGUUUGGGAUACAAAGAAAACUUGACAUUGACUCAAGUUCAAACAUUUUUGGAAAUGGAUUCUCAUGAAGAAAAGAUUCAAGAAAUCAUCGAACGUAACAAAGAAUUGGAAGCCACAGAAGAAAGAAAGAGAAGAGCCAAGGAAAUACAAAGAAAAGAAAUGGCUCGAAAGACCAUGGAUCAAUUACACCUGGGUGCCAGUGCCGGAGUUGGGGCCUCGUCAUUCGGUUAUGAUAGUUAUCAAAACAAUCAUCAGCCAACUUAUCAACCUACCCCAGUUGUUGAGACCACUCAUAGUGCCGGAUCCAAUACCACCAACUCGUCUAGUCACUCUUUGUUAUCCAAACCAAGAGGCGGUGGAUUACAAUUGGGAGGUAAAAAGACUGCUGGUAGAACCUUGCCAUCAGGGAACGGUGCCCAUGAACCAUUACUUGCCACUAGUCAACCAGUGUUUGCUCACAGGACAGCCGUAGAAUCACCUCAAACUUCUGCUGGUGCUGGUAGUGGAGUAAAGUCUGGGUCUGUGUCUAGAACUGGAUCACCUGCACCAUCCAAUGCUGCUACACGUGUUCCAAACAAUGGUAUCUUGAUCACAGUCAAUGAAAAAGUUAGUGCUCAGCUUUCUCGAGAUGGGUCAAUUUCAUCAUCUGAGGUCAAAGGCGAUUUGCAAUUAAGAAUAAACCAAACUGAAUUAGCUAAUGCUAAAAUAUUGUUAAAGAUCGCUGGUGAUAAAAAACAAUUUAAAACCCACCCUAAUGUCGAUCGUAACUUAUUUCAACUGGAUAGUCAUAUUAGUGUCAAAGAUAAAUCAAAAACAUUCCCCUCUAACGAUCAACCAUUAGGGGUGUUGAGAUGGAGAAGUGUUGGUAAACAAGAUGAUACUCUGUUGGUUCCUAUUGUCUUUACCAUUUGGGUGAGCGUUAAUGAAGAGGGACAAGCACAGGUCACAGUGGAGUAUGAAUUGACUAAUGAGUUUGUGGAAAACCAUCCAAACCAUCCAAACGUGGAGAAUUUGAAGAUUUUGGUUCCAGUGUUGACUGAUAAUGUUCAAUUACAAGAUGGUGGUAAUGAUACUGUUUCAUAUGAAUUGUACGAUGGUCAAGGUGUUGUAUUCAAUAUAGGAACAAUUGCCAUUGACGAUCCACAAGGAUCAUUUGAAUUUACUGUUCCCGUUGUUGAUGAGGAUUCCUUAUUUCCAAUGCAAGUGCAAGUUGAUAUUCUUAACCAAGAAGUGGUUGAGAGUGAUAUUUCAUUGGGUGGUGUAUCUAUAACUGAUGUUGUUUCAAAUAAUGAAGAUGAAGAAUCAUUGCCCUUUGAUUUGCAUUCUAAUAUAUCUUUUGAAAACUAUGUUAUCCAAUAG
Molecule: messenger RNA, 1713 nt
Organism: Candida dubliniensis CD36
Lineage: Eukaryota; Fungi; Ascomycota; Pichiomycetes; Serinales; Debaryomycetaceae
Gene: RET2
Product: coatomer subunit delta
Exons: 1
Coding region: 1-1713 (570 amino acids)
Biological process (GO): endoplasmic reticulum to Golgi vesicle-mediated transport; retrograde vesicle-mediated transport, Golgi to endoplasmic reticulum; Golgi localization
Cellular component (GO): cytosol; COPI vesicle coat
Source: RefSeq, a predicted model, not a curated record